Mycetomoellerius zeteki is the source of this 4281-nucleotide messenger RNA. RefSeq names its product Zinc finger CCHC-type containing 7. NCBI's taxonomy places the organism in Eukaryota, Metazoa, Arthropoda, Insecta, Hymenoptera, Formicidae. The transcript is spliced from 3 exons. Gene Ontology annotation, biological process: nuclear polyadenylation-dependent rRNA catabolic process; TRAMP-dependent tRNA surveillance pathway; nuclear mRNA surveillance of mRNA 3'-end processing. Gene Ontology annotation, cellular component: TRAMP complex. Gene Ontology annotation, molecular function: zinc ion binding; RNA binding. The coding region runs from base 42 to 3878 and encodes 1278 amino acids. The record is from RefSeq and is a predicted model, not a curated record.
UAAUCCAAGAUUAUAUAAUAUAAGAAACACUCAUAGGCAUCAUGUCAAACAAUGUUGCUGAGAAGAACAAUUCGUUCGAGGAUUAUUAUAACAUCGACAAUUUCAAUGAUAGCGAAUUGCAGGCUCGACUAUAUGCAGAAAUCUAUUACGAAUCGAAUAUUGAGGGUGAAUCAGGAACCACAGAUAGCUCAAGGACAAUCAAAUUCGAUAACAUGGCCACUGAGACGAAUGUUGAAUCAAAAAGGAUACAACACGAAUCAGAAGAACAAUCUUUGGAACAACCUUCGACAUCUAAGAUAACUGGAGAUUCUCAGAAGAUACCCUCUAUGCAUCAGUCAGAAUUUGCUCAAGUUGAGACUGUGUUGAGUAGAGAAACGAAUUCUGCACAUGGCAAUAAAAAUUCAGAAAAUCCUUUAGUCGUACAAGGAAAAGAGAAGAAAGAAAAUUCUGCCAAGAAACAUAAAUCUUCCAAACAUGCAAAAACUACACGUAAAGAAAGCUCGGAGAACGAUAAUAAUGAUACAAUAUAUUCAAAAUAUAACGUUGUUUCAAAAUGCGUAAAACAAAAGGUACAUUUGCUUUUAGCUGAACAAAUGAAUAAAGAUGAAGACAGUUCUGACUCUGAAAAAUCCAUAUUUGAAGUACCUGUUCCACCGAAACCAGAGCCACCACUUAUAGACUUGCAAGAUUCUGAUGAAGAAAAUGGUUCAAAUUCUAGGAUAGAUGAUGUUUUGAUUUUGAGAAACUGGAACAAUGUUUCAUUAAAGACAUAUUCAAGAGGGCCUCCAUUUAGAAAUCGCGAAUUAGAAAUUCCACGAAGUAAUCCUCAAGACACAUCCUCCAAAAGUAAGAAUACUACUAGAUCAUAUAAUAAGGAUACUGUAAAUUCUGGUAAAAGUAUCCAAACAUCAACAAGUGCACAAGAUGUUGUGGAAGAUAUUGUGUUGAAUUGCACAACAAUUCAAAGAGGUGCUAAAAACUUAAGUGAAAUUAAACAGUUAUCCAAAGGCGCAGAGAUAAAACAACAAAGUAAAUCGACAGAAAAUAUGAGUCAAAACUUUAAAAAAACUUUAUCGUCAAAAGGAAAUAACAAAAAUGUUAAUCUUCAGCAAGAAACAUCUGUGACAUCAGGAAAAAAAUUGCAACCAAUGCAACGAAAUAUUGACAAAGGUAAUAAUGUAUAUUUUACGCAUAUAGAGCGAAACAAAAACUCAGCAACAGAGCCAUGCAAUCCAGUAAUUGACCGAAAGAGACGAUACAACAACGAGAUUGAUGAUCAAUCUAAACAGAAACGACAAUGCACCAGUCAGCAAAAUAAUCAAAGUGUUAUAUCGCAAUACAACAGUACUGGAGAGAAAAAAAACAUAUCGAAUGAGUUUUUCGAGUCAAUGUCGGAAGAAAUGAAAAACUAUUAUAAUUCGAGUCGCGGUCAAGAAAACUUCGAUAUGAGAGAGUUGCAGCAAGGCAUGUCGAAGGAUCCACGAAUGUGGACAAUCCUGGAUGAAGAUUUAAUGCCAUGUCCCCCCAGUAGACGUGUUAGAUUCUGGAAUGUCAAAUGCACUAACUGCAACCAGGAUGGCCAUCGGCGAUACGAUUGUCCAACACCACAUAGACCACCAUCUUGUUACAUGUGUGGCAUAAAGGGCCAUGUGGAGUUUCGAUGCCCACAGAAGAUGUGUCUAACAUGUGGUAAGCCGCAGAACACAUUUCGUAACACUUGUGAAUAUUGUCGCAUUCUUUACUGUACUAUGUGUGAUUCGGUAGGACACGAGCAAAAUCAAUGUCCCGAUCUUUGGCGACGGUAUCAUCAGACGACCGACAUGAGUAGCAAGCCGCAGGAUCCGGGCAAUGUGAUAAAGCCAUCGAGAUUGCUAUAUUGCUGUAAUUGUACUAAGCGUGGCCACGAAUCGUCUACAUGCAGAGAAUAUCGAUGGUCUGAGAAUUUUCCUACUCCAGCUGCCGUCACAAAUUAUACAGAUGGGCCCAUAUAUCAUCCAUCAAGUCUUCAUGCGUCAAGUUAUCCUGGACCUGAUUCUGAGCUUGAUUUUUCGUUGUCUGAAACGACGGAAAACGAAACGUCGAUUCCACAAAAUACUAUUGAUACACAACAAACAAUUACUACUGAAGAUGUGGAAUCUUCUGUAAAUCAAGACACACAUUUGUCAAAUAUUGAUUUCUAUAUUUCACCAAUUUCACAAGAAAUUGAGCAUAUCUCGCCAACGAAAGAUGACUUAAAAUCUUCUUUUAUUUGGCCCACAGUAAAAACAAAUUUCAAAUCAACUAAAGUGAAUUAUAUAACAUUUUCUAAGCUCGUAUGUUCUUAUGGUAUUUUUCCCAAUAAAGAUGACAAGGAUGCGCGGAUGGUCUUGACUACUCUUAAUACAUUCUUGUCAUGUGUAGAUAACAAUUUUACUAUGAUAAAGAAUUUAAUAGAGCAUCGGACUGCUCCAAAUUUUUUGGCAAUAUUGACGGCGAAAGCAAAGAUAGAAUUUGAAGUGAAUAUAGGCUUUAUCUAUCACAAAACUCUAUCAUUACAAUUAAUAGCAAUGAAAGAUUACAUAGAGUCUUUGUAUGAUUUGUUGAAAUAUUGGCUCAAUCUCCCAGAGGAUGAAAAAGAUUAUGGGAUAGACGUGAAUUUACCUGUAAUUUCUAUAAAGAUGUUUAACGUGCUGCAAUCAAGAGAAGCACAAUUGGAAAAAAUGCGCUUCAAAUGUUAUAUCGACCUUGUAGGAGGACAGGAUGAUCCGCGAUUGAUUUAUGCAUCUGUGACCUCCGAAAAAAUCAAAGUGAAAGUUCACAAACGAUAUAAGAACAAGCGGUAUAACGAAGCCAGAUUAAGAGAUAGUAUAAGUGCGAAAGCGUAUAUUCGCUUACGUCGAAACUUAUUUCGUUUGCAAACUAAACUUCUUAUGAUUACUAAUACCGAGCCUGAACCGAAUGUUUACGUACGUACAUUUCAAGACAUAAUGAGAAGAUUCAGAUUAGGACAUUAUCAAACGAAUGAAAAACUGGACACUGCAACUUAUCUUAGAUUUAAUCUGCUUUAUAAUCAGCUGUUUGUACCUCACACAUCCCAGAAUGUACACGAGUUGUUACAACGUAUGGAGUUGGAAGAAAAAAAGUUGAAGAAUUCGCUGCAGCCAGAGUCAGAAAUACGCCACGUACUAGAGAAGCAACAAGAGUCAGAAAUACAUCAUAUACCAGCAAACCAAGAAAACUCCGUAUGUACCUCUACUGUAUAUACCUCAUCCGCGACACCUUACACCUCGCCGAAUAUCAAUUCCGAAUAUUCCUCCGUAAUUAAUAAUCAACGAAAUAACGAAAUAUUAAAUAACGAACCAAGUGUGAACAAUACUUCGCUUGAGACAAGCAAACUAACCAAUUACAAUGAGAUAACAAUAACAAUAAAAAAUUCUCUAGCGCAAGAUUCUGAGAUUAUGCCAUCAAAUACUGCACCCAUGUCGCCGGUUAAAUCAAAAAAAUCUGAACCAAACAAAGAUUUCAUUCAGUUAUCAACAAGCGAAGUGAAGGUUGACUCCAAUAUAUCAAAAAAUAAACAGAAUGUAAAUGUAAAUAAUACACAAUUAUCGAAAAAGGAGAAGCUAAAAAGAUUGAAAGAAGAAAAAAGAUUAAGUGAUCUUAAAUUGAAUGAAAUGUUAAAAAACCAAAAUAUAUAUGAUAUCGCGUUAAAUCUUAUAAAAACGGCUCGUGGUUUUAAAUUACCAUAUAUGAAGAACGUAGCAGAUGAAACGCAAAGAAAAGUUGACAAGCGGACAAUUAAAGUUAAGCAUCUGCGGUCGUUGAGUAAAUUGAUUCGUUUCGAAAAGAAUCAUCAAAAGACCGUUUCUAAUUUUUGCAAUUUUUUAAAGAAGAAAUAGUUUGUAAAAAUUAAUUACGCGCUUGUUCAGUGAUACGAUGGUAUCAUCGUCUGACAUGCAUCCGUAUAAUAUACGAAAUUGUUCAGAAGAUAAUGGGCGCUUUCCAAUUGUAAAAUCACUAUAGACACGCAGUGAUAGUCAUGUUUCAAGUGUGGUAAUCAUCCAUACUAUACAUUCGUACUAGUAGCCCAAAAGCUACUAAUCACAACUAUAAAUGAGCUUAGAGGACAUUCGAUGGCCAGCAUUUGUGCUUUUUUAAUUCAAUACAGUUGAAAAAAGUUACAUUUAAUUUUAACUAUCCGAAACUGUACACAGCAUACAAAUUCUGUAUCCAUUGAAUCGUGCACAAUGCUUUGUGCAUUUCUGAGCACAUUUAUGUCAAGAUAUAUUAAACAAUUGGAAA